Messenger RNA from Schistocerca serialis cubense, 2361 nucleotides. Its product is annotated as proteoglycan 4-like. NCBI's taxonomy places the organism in Eukaryota, Metazoa, Arthropoda, Insecta, Orthoptera, Acrididae. Bases 1 to 2361 code for a protein of 786 amino acids. The transcript has a single exon. The record is from RefSeq and is a predicted model, not a curated record.
AUGACCGAGCACAGCCCACGACCGAGCACAGCCCACGACCGAGCACAGCCCACAACCGAGCACAGCCCACGACCGAGCACAGCCCACGACCGAGCACAGCCCACGACCGAGCACAGCCCACGACCGAGCACAGCCCACGACCGAGCACAGCCCACGACCGAGCACAGCCCACGACCGAGCACAGCCCACGACCGAGCACAGCCCACGACCGAGCACAGCCCACGACCGAGCACAGCCCACGACCGAGCACAGCCCACGACCGAGCACAGCCCACGACCGAGCACAGCCCACGACCGAGCACAGCCCACGACCGAGCACAGCCCACGACCGAGCACAGCCCACGACCGAGCACAGCCCACGACCGAGCACAGCCCACGACCGAGCACAGCCCACGACCGAGCACAGCCCACGACCGAGCACAGCCCACGACCCAGCACAGCCCACGACCGAGCACAGCCCACGACCGAGCACAGCCCACGACCGAGCACAGCCCACGACCGAGCACAGCCCACGACCGAGCACAGUCCACGACCGAGCACAGUCCACGACCGAGCACAGUCCACGACCGAGCACAGUCCACGACCGAGCACAGUCCACGACCGAGCACAGUCCACGACCGAGCACAGUCCACGACCGAGCACAGUCCACGACCGAGCACAGUCCACGACCCAGCACAGUCCACGACCGAGCACAGUCCACGACCGAGCACAGUCCACGACCGAGCACAGUCCACGACCGAGCACAGUCCACGACCGAGCACAGUCCACGACCGAGCACAGUCCACGACCGAGCACAGUCCACGACCGAGCACAGUCCACGACCGAGCACAGUCCACGACCGAGCACAGUCCACGACCGAGCACAGUCCACGACCGAGCACAGUCCACGACCGAGCACAGUCCACGACCGAGCACAGUCCACGACCGAGCACAGCCCACGACCGAGCACAGCCCACGACCGAGCACAGCCCACGACCGAGCACAGCCCACGGCCGAGCACAGCCCACGGCCGAGCACAGCCCACGGCCGAGCACAGCCCACGGCCGAGCACAGCCCACGGCCGAGCACAGCCCACGGCCGAGCACAGCCCACGGCCGAGUACAGCCCACGGCCGAGUACAGCCCACGGCCGAGUACAGCCCACAGCCGAGUACAGCCCUCAGCCGAGUGCAGCCCACAGCCGAGUGCAGCCCACCGCCGAGUGCAGCCCACCGCCGAGUGCAGCCCACAGCCGAGUGCAGCCCACAGCCGAGUGCAGCCCACAGCCGAGUGCAGCCCACAGCCGAGUGCAGCCCACAGCCGAGUGCAGCCCACAGCCGAGUGCAGCCCACAGCCGAGUGCAGCCCACAGCCGAGUGCAGCCCACAGCCGAGGGCAGCCCACAGCCGAGCGCAGCCCACAGCCGAGCGCAGCCCACAGCCGAGCGCAGCCCACAGCCGAGCGCAGCCCACAGCCGAGCGCAGCCCACAGCCGAGCACAGCCCACAGCCGAGCACAGUCCACAGCCGACCACUGUCCACAACCGAGCACAGUCCACAACGGAGCACAGUCCACAACGGAGCACAGUCCACAACCGAGCACAGUCCACAACCGAGCACAGUCCACAACCGAGCACAGCCCACAACCGAGCACAGCCCACAACCGAGCACAGCCCACAGCCGAGCACAGCCCACAGCCGAGUAAACCCCACAGCCGAGUACAGCCCACAGCCGAGUACAGCCCACAGCCGAGUACAGCCCUCAGCCGAGUACAGCCCUCAGCCGACUACAGCCCACAGCCGACUACAGCCCACAGCCGACUACAGCCCACAGCCGAGUACAGCCCACAGCCGAGUACAGCCCACAGCCGAGUACAGCCCACCGCCGAGUACAGCCCACAGCCGAGCGCAGCCCACAGCCGAGCGCAGCCCACAGCCGAGCGCAGCCCACAGCCGAGCGCAGCCCACAGCCGAGCGCAGCCCACAGCCGAAUGCAGCCCACAGCCGAGUGCAGCCCACAGCCGAGUGCAGCCCACAGCCGAGUGCAGCCCACAGCCGAGUGCAGCCCACAGCCGAGUGCAGCCCACAGCCGAGUGCAGCCCACAGCCGAGUGCAGCCCACAGCCGAGUGCAGCCCACAGCCGAGUGCAGCCCACAGCCGAGUGCAGCCCACAGCCGAGUGCAGCCCACAGCCGAGUGCAGCCCACAGCCGAGUGCAGCCCACAGCCGAGUGCAGCCCACAGCCGAGUGCAGCCCACAGCCGAGUACAGCGCACAGCCGAGUACAGCCCACAGCCCACAGCCAAGUACAGCCCCCAGUCGAGUACAGCCCACAGCCAAGCACAGCCCACAGCCGAGUACAGCCCACAACUGAGUACAGCCCACACCUGA